Molecule: messenger RNA, 1373 nt
Organism: Talaromyces proteolyticus
Lineage: Eukaryota; Fungi; Ascomycota; Eurotiomycetes; Eurotiales; Trichocomaceae
Product: putative MIND kinetochore complex component Mtw1
Exons: 3
Coding region: 90-1016 (308 amino acids)
Biological process (GO): protein localization to kinetochore; kinetochore assembly; mitotic sister chromatid segregation
Cellular component (GO): chromosome, centromeric region; nucleus
Source: RefSeq, a predicted model, not a curated record
GUUUGUCCCGCUCACCAACCUUGGCUAGGAAUAUAAUGUAUCGGUUUUGCUGCUAUCGAACAAAGUGAUGGCGAGGUAACUUGUCGAAAAUGAACGAUGCAGCCACCUCCCUGCUCACUGAGCACUUUAGCUACACUCCUCUGUCAUUGAUCGACGAUAUUAUCAACUCGAUCAAUAAUCUCAUCUAUCAAGCCAUCUCGAGUCUUGAAACCGGCCUCCUGAACACCCCUCCUGAACGCCUUGGUUUCAGCCAUGCCAACAACACAUCCACGAUACCCGAUACCGAUGCCGAUGGAAACAUUGAAUAUCCGGAAGCGAGACUAGAGAUUGAGAACGGACUUCACCAGCUUGAGACGUUGUUUGAAUCUUCGGUCGACAAGUCUUUUGAUAAAUUUGAGAUAUACGUUUUACGAAACAUCCUUACCGUGCCUGACGAUCUCGUCAAGUAUAUGAAAUUGGGCCAUUAUGAAAGUCUUUCCUUCAACCCGAAUGCCGAAGCCCCUACGCCGGAGUCAAUCAAUCUUCAACGGAAGAAACUGCAAGAAACUCGAAAACUUCAGCAAGCGCUUCGUCGUGAAAGCGCUCGGAAUGAUGCCGUCAUUGCACAAUUACGCGCCGUUCUUUCUGCUACCCAAGAUGCAAAUGCCACUUCGAGCCUAGGCCUUCCAAAUCUGGCCUUUUUGACCUCUGGUCCUGCCGCAAAAAUGCUUAGGGUCGGUCAAAACCAGUCAUUAACUACGAAUACUGAUUUUGUUUUGUCGCAACUGCCGUCUUUGCACGCCAUGACGGAGAAACUUCGAGAGCAAUUAAAAACCUUGCCAAAUUCUGUCCCUGAAGACCAUACUAAACGGGACGAGAGAAGAGAAUAUAUUGAUAGUAGAAUCAGAAUUCACUUGGAACGUUCUGGUCAACCCGCUUUUGGUGAUGGAAAUACCGUUAUUCCUGGUAGGAAGAUAGCCAGUGCCGAGGCGCGAGCGCUUGAGGCGGCCGGGAGCAUACUUAAUGAAAAACAAUGAGCGAUAUUAUUUCACCUCUUUGGAGUACGGUUUGGUUUUAUCGGGAUGGGCUGGCUCUGGUUGGCGUGGUCCUGGAUUAAUUCAUUUGGGUUGGAAUGAGUUCAGGAGUAUAAGUUUUCUGCUAGGAAGGAGAUACUGUUUCAUGGCGUUUUUUGCUGUCAAAGACUGGUCGGUUUUCUUCGAAGAUGGUCUGCAUGCUACAGCAGCUUGUAUAUCUCGCAUAAUAUGCGACAUGGAGCGCCACAAUGUCCAAUUUCGACCAUCAAUUUCCCCUCAGUAAAACAUAGAAUGCUCACACACGUGACGGCCCAGUACUUGGAAUAUUGAAAAGAAAACUAAUGAGAAUCCUGAAUAUAC